GGGCGUCUGGGAGCGCGGCGACUGCAGCAUAAUUAAAACAUGGCCGACUCGGAGGAAUUUAGACUUAAACGUUUAAAGCACGAGGAGCAGAUGUCACGGAUGUUUGAUGAAGUGAUGGGGCUGGGGAAUUUCGCGGACUCCUCCAGGGGUUCUGUCUCCUCCUCAAAGAGCGGUGGUCAGGCCGAAGCAAAAGGACUAGAGGAAACUUCGGGGCAAAAACUGACAGAAGAUAGCAACUGCAGCAGACGGGAAGAAAAGACCGAUGAGGGGCUUGGAGAGACCUUUCCUCGUCUUGCUGCUUCAUCCUCUGACCAGCUCUCUCCGUUUAAUAUAAAGAGAGGAGGUGGCGAGGCAGCGUUUGAUGAUGCCCUGGAUGGGCUUCCUCAGUAUGGACCAGAGGAGGAAGAUGAAGACUGGCACUUUGCUCUGCCGAUGGGCUCCUUGGAGGACGUCGAUUUGGGGAAAGCGAACACCAAAACGGGCAAGUUUAGACCUGAGAAUAGCGGUUCCCGAUGUAACACUCUUGCUCGUAAACCUCGAGACAAUGAAGAGGAGGAGGAGCAGAGGCAGGAGAAGGAAGGGAGUGGGGAUUCCGUCAAGACCUUCGACUCUUCAGAGGACAACACACCAGACAACAGCAGAGACGUUCUGAACCAGACGGAGGAGACUGAGGACAGCCAGCUAGACAAGAUGCCUGAAGCUGCUCCAGUGGAAGAAAGUAACCCCCCAAUAUGUCCCGCUGUGAACAUCAAAGAUGAGCCGAUCGAUGAGGGCUACGAUGCUGCGCUGCUUCCUCAGAGCUCCACCAGGCAGAUUAAAGAAGAGUUGGAGCAGGAGGAGCUGAGAAUCAGCUCAGUCUACUCUGUAGGAGGAGUAAACACCUUCACGUCUCCAGCCAUGCCAACUGCUAUCCAAGGUACGACUCAGACGGCUUUCUUUAUUCCGGGCAGAGGAGCGAUCCUGCAAGCCAUGGCGCCCCUUUCUGUUAGACCCCAACUUCCAGUCCCAUCUUCAAUACACACGCUGACAGCGAUACCACAACUACGACCUCCACCACCCCCUGUUCCUGGCAGUGUUCGCUGCAGUGGCUGCCUAAAAGUUCUAUUGAAAGGCCAAACGGCGUUCCAGAGAAAAGGGUCGACACAGCUCUUCUGCUCCACGGUUUGUCUGACGGGUCACCUUCCUGCAGUCAACAAGCCCCGGGCCUGCUUCCAGUGCAACAGGGAGAUCCUUCAGCCCAGAGAUAUGGUCACUAUCCCAGCUGACAACAACACAUACAUGCACUUUUGUGGCCAGUUCUGUCUGUCCGUGUUCAGACACAAGAGGAAACUAAUCGACAAAGCUCCUGAUAAAACGGCAGAUAAGCGACUGGAAAAGAAGCCAGAAAAGCCACCUGAAAAACUGCUGGAGAAUCAACUCUUCUGCAGCAUCUGUAAGGCCUCCAACAAGGUGAUCGAGCACGAGGUUACCCAUCAGGGAAAACUUUACAAACUCUGCAGUGAUACCUGCUUUGUAAAGUGGCGUAAGCAGCGUCAGCUGGCCAUGAACUGCUGCGAAGGCUGCGGGCUCUACUGUAACAGCAACUCGGGUUCCUGUCAGACACUCACAGUCGACAGAUCCCAGCUUUACUUCUGCAGCCCCACCUGCGUCGACACCUAUAAACAGUCCUGCAGGAAGUCGACCGAGUGUGCCAACUGUCAAAAGGCCCUGAUGGUGUUCUCCACCAUCAUGGAGCGAGACCAGAAGGGCAAAGUUCAGCUGUACUGCUCGUCUAGUUGUGUGGCGCAGACCCGGCCGGCCCAGCAUGGUCUUGUUGGUACUCCGUUCCCGUGCUGCUUGUGCAACGUUUCAGCCGUUCCUCAGUAUCAUCUGGCCAUGGUGGACGGCACCAUAAGAAACUUCUGCUCCUACACCUGCGUGUCUACAUUCAGGAAGUCUGAUUACACGUCUCAGCUCAACCCGACCAAUGGAACCUCCUCUCUCAGGGACCCUUCCAACAAAGACGUUCCAAAGCCGGGACCCUCAGCCGGAACCAGCUCAGUCCCUCCUGUUCCUCAGGAUUUCUCUUCUUCAGUCCCAUACCCAGGCCACCAUCCCAGUCAUACCUCAGUGCCCCCUCUAGUGCCUCCCUCUUCGGCCACGUCCUCCCCUACUGUCCCAACACAAUCCCAGGCCAGAUCUCCCCCAGAUCAGCCCAAGCCAGCAGAGGACAGACUCGAUAACACCCCUAAAGUGACCUGCCAUCAUUGCAGCAAACUGUUCAACACCAAGCCGCUGCUGCUGAGCCACCAGAGUCGCAUCUCUAUAUUCUGCAGUAGGUCGUGUUCUGAUCAGUACAAAACCCAGAAAAGCAUCCUUGCUGUGUGUGAGUUGUGCCAGCAGGAGAAGGUGCUGUUUGAAACUGUCAACUCCGACCAGAAGGACCUGUUCUUCUGCAGUGAAAACUGUAAGCUGCUCUUUAAACAAGACCACUCCUGCCGCGUGUGCACAUACUGUGCAGGCCUCGGCCAGAAGAUGGUGCUCAGUCACUACGGAGGCAAGACCGAGAAGUUCUGCAAACCCCACUGCAUGUCCCAGUUCACUGUCCUAUACUACGGGAUGGGUCGGUGCGACAGCUGCAGGAAACAGGGCUACUUGACCGAGAAGCUGCAGUGUUUGGGUUCGGUGCGUAACUUCUGCAACAUGCCCUGCCUGCUGCAGUACUGCUACGCAAACUUCGAGACGAGCCAACUCACGAGCAGUAACGGCUCUGGAGCCCCACACAUGCCCAGCGCUCCGACGCAGCCCCACCACUCGUUGAAGAUGAAUCCUGUCAUAGCCGACGUGGUUUCUUUAGCCAACGGUUCUGCUGCUCAGCCCAGCGUCUCGGCGGAUGCCGCGCUGACCGGAGCUCUUCCAACUUCAAACAUAGACGGCAAGAAUCUUGACCAUGCCAGUACUCAGACCGACGCCAUGCGUGUUCCUGCGCCUCGCCGUCAGAUGAAGAACAAGUCGGUUCUGUGCCGACCCUUCACCACGGACCAGGAGAGCAUGUGCCAGCUGCCCUCACCCUCCCCUGAAACAGAAGUCACAGCCAAGGAAGACAACGUGAAGAUGUGUAUGGUUCCAGUACCGGUACCAGUCCCAGUCUUUAUCCCGGUGCCUAUGAACAUGUACUCCCAGCACACGCCUGUUCCCAUGGUGAUACACGUGCCUGUUCCGGUACCGAUUGUUGUACCGCCACAGACGAAAGAGAUGAAGGAUGUGGCGGUCCAGUUGGAGACUCCUGCCGUGCCUCUGCAGAAGAAAGAGGUGAAGGACGUGGCGGUCCAGUUGGAGACUCCUGCCUUGCUGCCACAGAUGAAAGAGUUGAAGGACGUGGCGGUCCAGUGGGAGACUUCUGCUGCAGAGGAAGAAGAACGGGGAAAUAAAUCUGUGUCUGCCGAAGACCAGAGAGGUUCUACUGAAGGCACAAAACCCGAAGUGGUCUCUCACUCGGUCUGUGAGGAUGAGGAGGCUCAUGAAGCAGCCGACCUUCCUCAGACUGGAGGUUCUCAGACAGAAAACCCAACCGAGGCGAGUGAAACGGGAACCGAUCCUCCUGCCGCCAGCUUGGAUCAGGCUCCAUUAUCACCUCUGAUGGACCUGGAGGCCGACUUCCCUCCUGAGCUGUUGAACAUGAAGCCGCCGGUUCAGAAGCGAGGUGUGAAGAGACCCAGAGACCGUUCCUACAGCCGGAAACGAGGUCGGAGGAGAAUCGGUACCACCGCAGUUUUAGGGACUCCCACCAACUCCAAACUGAACCACCUGUACGGGCUCAAGGCCUGGACAAAAUGGGUCCAGCAGAUGCAACAAUCCGGAGGAGCCUCCGUUAAAGAAGACAUCCUUCAGUGUGACUCGGCUGAGCUGAGCGUCGCUCUGUCUCGCUUCGUCAGAGAGGUCCGACGGCCAAACGGAGAAACGUACAGCCCCGACAGCAUCUUCUACCUCUGUCUGGGGAUACAAGAGUACCUAUUUGAGAAUGGCCGGAUAGAAAACAUCUUUACAGACCAGCUGUACAGCCACUUCUCCAGUGAGAUCAGCGGGAUGCUUCGACUCUGGAAACCCAAGCUGCUGCCGAGCGGUGGCGUGGUCCCCUCUCGGAUCGAGGAGUCCUACCUGUGGGAGUGCAAGCAGCUGGGCGCGUACUCGCCCAUUGUGCUGCUCAACACGCUGCUCUUCUUCUGCUCCAAAAGCUUCCAGCUGACGACAGUGGAGCAGCACCGGAGCCUGACCUUCUCCAACCUCAGCCCGCGGUCCAAACCCUGCAGCCGGGCUGGAAAAGUCACCUACCUUCAUUACCAGAGAGGCGGUUCUGAACAGACAGGUGAGCCGUUAAAAACUGAUACCGUAAUUUCCGGACUAUAA
Molecule: messenger RNA, 4386 nt
Organism: Nematolebias whitei (Rio pearlfish)
Lineage: Eukaryota; Metazoa; Chordata; Actinopteri; Cyprinodontiformes; Rivulidae
Product: zinc finger MYM-type protein 4
Exons: 26
Coding region: 40-4386 (1448 amino acids)
Molecular function (GO): zinc ion binding
Source: RefSeq, a predicted model, not a curated record